This is a messenger RNA of Solea senegalensis (Senegalese sole), 4885 nucleotides long. It is a transcript of the gene mtmr11, whose product is annotated as myotubularin related protein 11. The coding region runs from base 412 to 2904 and encodes 830 amino acids. The record is from RefSeq and is a predicted model, not a curated record. The transcript is spliced from 17 exons. NCBI's taxonomy places the organism in Eukaryota, Metazoa, Chordata, Actinopteri, Pleuronectiformes, Soleidae.
UUUCACCGUGUGUUUCACCGUGUGUUUCACUAUAGCGAAGGGAAACAACAAAUAAACACGGCGUGAGCGUCACACACGUCAGAGUUUAACAGAGUGGAGUCUCUCGGCAGCUUGUACGUGUUGUUGUUGUUGUGUUGUUGUGUUUGUGUGUGUCAGUGUGUUCAGAGUGUGUCAGUCAGUGAGAACCGCGAUGAAAAGAGAGAAAAUAGUUGUCUGCUCAUUCACAGCAGCCGCGGACACAGGCUAACACCGCUGCUGCUGCUGCUCUGAGCGUUUUCUUUUCACGGCUGAAAAUUAAAAACAGGAGAAGUCGAACUCGGCUCCUGUUAGCUUAAAAGAACAUCUUCCCCCCCGCUAGCUCUUUUUUCGCUCGUGUUUUUCCGUGGAAGUGGAGUUGAGUCGUCUUUAAAGAUGUUGACAGGAUCCAAAACCACGUUCAAAGUGAGACAAAUGCUGCCAGACAUCAAGGAGAGGAUGCUGAGUCAGAGUGGGGUGAACGCAAGGAGUCGAGAUGUCUUCGGACUUCGCUGCCUUCCAGGCGAGUGUGUACUUCAGAGAGCUGUUAUGGUGAGGAAGAAGUUGACUGCCAGGGAAGGAAGAGGUUGGCUGUCUGGGACCCUCUUCUGUACGCAUUUCAGAGUGGCCUUCGUGCCACAGGACAGUCCCAAACCUGAUGACAAUGCAGACCCGGUGCUCUUAGGAGAUCAUGAUGUGGCUUUGGCUUCCAUAGACAAGGUUGUGGUCGUGGGACCUAAUAGAACGAAGCUUGUGACCCCAAACUCCUCGCUGAAGUUCACACCAGAGGAGCUGGUGCUUUACUGUCGGGACAUGCGAGUCAUCUGCUUCCUGUUUGACCGCCUCACUCCUGAUGCUCAGGUCAUAGAGAUAACUUACACCAUCGCCAAGACCUACCAGCCUCUCAAACCAGGCUCAGUUUUAUCUUUCCAGAAUGCUGCACUCGGGAGUGUAGAAAUGAAGCAGUUUCUAAGCAACCGUCGCCGAGACACCCACAUGAACUGGUUUGAGUCGACCUCUGACUGGGAGCAGGAGCUGGAGAGGUGUGGAGCCAGUGGCUGGAGGGUCAGCUCAGUCAAUGACCGCUUUGAGAUGUCCACAAGUCUGCCGAGGUUCAUCGUCGUUCCACAGAAAGUUUUAGACACAGAGCUGAAAAAAAGCUUUUCCCACUUCAAUGAAGGACGCAUCCCUCGGUGGUGUUGGCGUCAUCCCCGAGGCAGUGAUCUACUGAGAAUGGCCAGUUUCCAGAACAACAUUUAUCAUGAGAAGGAUGACAUCAGAAACCUGGAGAUGAUCCUGUUUGGUUGCCAGUCUUCUUUGUGUGUGGUGGUGGAGCUGGGCGAGGAGCUGCCGUCGCCUGCUGACAUCCAGCUCGCACACAGCCGCCUGCGGGCCCUCUGUCUAGGAGAUAUCUCCACAUCUGUUUCGGUUCCUGAUGACAAAUGGUUAUCUACACUGGAAAGCACCCACUGGCUAGACUACACGAGGUUGUGUUUGAGGAAAGCUUCAGAAGUCGCCUGCCUGCUUCGUGGUGGUCACCUGACUGUGGCACUGCAAGAGGCAGAGGACCGGGACGUGAGCUGCGUGGUGUCCAGCCUGGUGCAGGUGAUGUGUGACCCUCACUGUCGCACCCAGCGCGGUUUCCAGGGCCUGGUGCAGAAGGAGUGGGUGAUGGCCGGCCACCGCUUCUACAGCCGCAUCAACUACCACCGUGACAACGACAAAGAGGAGGCUCCAGUCUUCCUGCUCUUUUUGGACUGUGUGUGGCAGUUGUGGUCCCAGUAUCCCUCUCGCUUCCAGCUGACCGAGGACUUCCUGUUAGCCGUGCACGACAGCGUCCACCUGCCACUCUUCUCCAGCUUCCUGGCUAACUGCCAGCGAGAGAGAUGCAAACGCUCGCAGAACCAUGGGCAGUCGUACACGCCUGUCAACGGCUGGAGAGACGGGCCUCAUCCCGACUCUUCCUCAGAUCCAUGUGACCCUCCUCUUCCUCCGGUGUGGGACUGGGCCCUGCAGUACAGCAAACGCAGACAAGACCGCUUCACUCAACCCGUCCCCCCGAGCCCUCCGCUGCAACCACUGCUCAAUGGAAACCUCAACACCAACCCAGACGCUCACAAGCUGACUGACACCAUCCCCGGCUCAGUCUUCCUCUUCUCCCGAGGAACCUUCUCUUGUCCGGCUAACCUGCUUCCCUGGCGCAGCACCAGUUCAGGCAUUUACAAAAAGAGCCACAGGAGGGCGCCGUCCUCCGAGGGUGUACCCGGCCUGGAGAGGCUGCUGAAAGCUUGGGCGCUGACUGACAUUCCCCAGGGCCUGACUUCCAACUCUGGAUCUCAAGGACCUCUUGACCCCUUUGAGCCUUUACUGCCUGUACUCAUGGGGCCCUGCAUGGGCCUGUGGAAGGAAUGCUACCUACGGGGGGCGCUCCAUGCACAGGCUUUCUCACAUCCCAUCUCUGCCAACCACCCCCACCCAGUGGAGCGACUGGCCGCGGAGGUUCAGCAGCUCAAAGACAAACUAGCUCAGGCGUCCGCCGGCCCGGACGUGAAGCCGCCCAUCAAGACGGCGGAGCGCCCGCUGACCGACGCCAACCUGAACCAGAACACCAACAACGGCACCUUCCUCUUCCCGGGCUCCAGGCCUCACGGCACGUGUGUGUCCAGAGUUACGGCUCCGCCUACCUCCACCAACCACCAGCACGCCUCCUCCAGGGGCCGUCCCCCAACCACAGCCGCUCCCUCCCGGUCCAGCCACAGGGACAACAGCAGCAAACACACCUUCCUGUUUGGACACUCCUCAUCAACAGAGGCUCGUCCCGACCAACGCUACCACCCGGCUCCCAACAACGCCAAGCUGCCCAAGAGCAACGGAUCUGUAGCUUCCUGAUGUUUGCCCUCGGUCGCUCCUCAGACUGUUUUGUCCUCCUGUCGGCACAACGGGAUCCAAUAAGAGACGAGAGAGAGGGGAGAGAGAGGGGAGUCCUCGUCGAUAAGGCCUUUGCACAUCGACCACAACGUCAAUAAUGAUGAACACUGAGGUGAAUUUUGAUGCUCAUUCACUCUUUAUUUAAGUGUGAUGCGAUUUAAGUGAACAAAGGUUAAAAGGAACAGUUUCUGAGUCGACUCAGUAACAAUUAUUUUACAGAAUCCAUUCAUUAUUUCGUUGCUAAACUGUCAGAUAUUGAAAAAUAUUGAUUGGUGUUUCACAAACCUCCAAAUCAAGAAAUCAAUCCACAAACCAGAAAUGAUUCAGUUAUAAAUUAUUCCUUUUUUUUAUAUAUGUAUGGAGCAAAGAAACCAGAAAAUAUUCACAUUUAAGAAGCUGAAAAAUCUGAGUUUUAUCAGAAUUGUUUUAAUGACUAAAAUAACAACUCGAAACCAUUCGUCAAUUAUCAAAAUAGUUGACCAUUCAUUAAGUCAUGGAUCAUCGUCGCAGCCGUUACUUGCGAUGUUAGUUGAUGUCGUGCUUAUGUCAGUGUUUUUGAAGAUGAAAGGAAACUAAUUCUAACUCUGUAAAUAUAGUCCAGGGUUGAUAUGACGUCACACUCCUCGUGUUUUGUUAUUAAAGCUUGGAGCGACGGCAAGCACCGCAGGAAACCUCACAUAAAUAUGCUGAACACAAAUGAGAUUGUUUACCGUAUUUACAGUAACACUCCCCUGUCAUACGUACAGUGUAUAUAUAUAUAUAUAUAUAAUGUUAUAUAAGUAUGAUACCUUGAAUAUCUACCAGUAACCGUGUGAGACCUGUGCACUGUUCUUCAUCACAUUUGUGCUCAUGCAUGGAGCACGUGUGUGACGGUGACGGCACUGGUCCAUGUUCUGAUACUCAGAAUCAACUCGACCUGGAUCACAGGUUUGCUACAGUGUGUCUGUGCACAGUGUGUGUGUGUGUGUGUGUGUGUGCGUGAACACAGCAGCACACACACAAGGACUCACCACUCAGUCGCUCUGAAGACGCUGAAGAUUCGUGUUGUUCCUGUGACGAGAGCUCUGUGAGUGAUGAAAUGACUCGGAGCGAGCUUCUGUCCGACCGUACAAACCAGGACAUGUUUUCAUAUAUGGUGAGUAGUUAUAAUAGUUACUGGUUACUGGUGUUAGGCCUAGUUCACACCAGACAAGACACUGGUGCUGCGAUCGUGUCCACGGUUCACACUGCUGCGGCGUCUCUCCUCGUUUCCUCUCUUGAACACGUGUCAUUCCCGGCAGAGAUGGACAGAGACAAAGAUGGAUGGAUAGAGACUUUAUUGAAGAUCUGCUGAUAAUGAUAUUGACAUUCUACCAGCAGCAGUACAUAAACCUGACACUACAGUAGAGCUGUAACCGGCCCUUAAAGCUCGACAAGGACAUUUUAAAUGACGGCUUUUUUAAAAACCCGAACCCGUUUCCAGCCCGACAUUAUUCACAUGUUGGAACAAAGAAAUGAAAUAAAUCCUCAGUUAACGUCGUGACAUGUCAACACUCUUAACAGACCUUGAAGGAGGAGGAGUGGGUUCGACUCCGGAGAGCUCUGGGUCUCGAGACUCUCCACGCGUGGUGCACCUGCAGCCAUGGCUUGCAGAAGAGUGCGGGCAUGAGCGCGUACGUUUCUGUCAGACACAUGCCACACAUCCAGUGUGAACCCGGUUGAACUGCAUCAGCUGUUGUACUGGUGUACCUGUCAGUCGUGGGUGGAGGCGGGCCAGCUCCGUCCUGACUGUACUGCAACAUUUUACUCUGCUGCUCCACAAAUGGAACGUUAGGGACUGAUUAUCGUCAGACUUUCCCUCAUGAAAAGACAGUUACUGUACAUUCAUGCUGUCAACAACACACAUUCUGAUCUCUGUUGAUUUCUAGGAUACAUGUGUCAUCUAUCAGUCAAACAAACAAAC